This is a messenger RNA of Branchiostoma floridae (Florida lancelet), 5843 nucleotides long. RefSeq names its product kinase D-interacting substrate of 220 kDa-like. The record is from RefSeq and is a predicted model, not a curated record. Bases 454 to 2874 code for a protein of 806 amino acids. NCBI's taxonomy places the organism in Eukaryota, Metazoa, Chordata, Leptocardii, Amphioxiformes, Branchiostomatidae. The transcript is spliced from 6 exons.
UGUUUGGUUUGACACUAGCUCGGCCCCUAUAUGGGGACUGAUCUGCAUAAUUUCGCAUGCAGACUCCACAGCUGGACGGGAGCCAAGAUGCAUUGCAGAGCUCGGAUAGGAUAGUGUGUCGUCAUCACCAGUGUCUCCCCCCAUGCUGAACACGCCAUCCCACCACCACUCCCCUCCUCCCGCCACAUUGCUAUUCAUGUAGAAUGUUCAGGUCCCCUCGGGUUUGCAUGGCUCUGUUGUCCUGCGCGUGGACCUACCAUUGAAUGUUUGUUCAUUCACCCGGAGCUUCAUCCAACCUUCGCCCCUGUAGUCUUCCAACCGGAGCCGCGGUGUUGGCGAUUUGAUAUAUAUUUAUCUAUACACCCAUAAAGAAGGUCUUCCAGUUGGAGUAAUAAUAAUAACAGCGUCACAAACCAUGGCGAGGCGACGACGUAGCGACAGAUAGACUUCCCGAUGACGGUGGACGUUUGUGAGACGCAGUGCCCCCCGUGUGUCGACGCCUCUCGGAACGCGCAGAUCGUUUCACCGAUGAAUUCGCUGAGCUACCACCCGCCUAUCCUGGGAAACAUGCAGUACCACAGCAAGAUCCUUGCCAAGUACAUGAAGAAAUACCCGGCGGGAAGUCGGAUUCCCAAACUCAACAACAGUGCUUCCUCUUCUUCUUCUAGCUCAGAACAUGGCAACGGUACCUCACAGCAACCGCCCAGUAGUUUCUACAAGGGAUACUUUGCCACGAACAGGGAGCUCAAGGAUGUGAAUAACAGGAUAACUGACUUGGAGAGAGUACUGUCCAACCGACUGGAGAGCAUCACCAAGAGGUGGACGGAUUGUCUCAGGAUCCUGCGAGACGACAUCUUCCUACACAUCUCCUUACUUCACGACAGGAUAGACAGCCUGGAAGCUAAGCUGGGUGUACCUGGGCCCUCAGCCGCCCCCCUGACCCCCAUUUCUGAGUUGUCUCAAGAGUCAUUGUCCUUCCAGUCACUGGACAAGGCCCAGUCCCAGUCGGAUGUCCGCGAUCCCAAACUGAAGAAUCUGGACGUGCACGACGUGUGCGAGCGUCUGGCCCAGCUGGAGGGGAUCAACCCGGCAGAACUGCCAAGAUAUCACAAGACUAUCCAGGAGAACAACAUCAACGGUCCUGUGCUCCUGCACUGUGAGCUGGACGAGCUGAAGGUGGUGAUGAACAUGAAGUUCGGAGACUGGCAGCUCUUCAGGGCCUACAUCGUGGAGACCAGGCACAAGGAGAGGUUCGGCCACGUCAAGGUUGAGGAGGAGUUUAUAGAAGACACCAUGGAGCUAGCAAGCAGUAGAGCCAACCUCUACCUGCCAUCCAUGGUCAAGGGCGGCAGCGACACGUCCGGUUCCCAGGAUUCCCUGCUGGCGGAGUUCGGCCACCUCAGUCCCCAGGAACAGAUCCAGUACCAGGGUGCACUGCAGGCAUACCUGGAUAGCAUAGAGAACCAGACAGUGUCCGUCCGGUCCAAAAUUCCUGUCCGAAGGAGCCCCAACACGACCGAUGACAAGAAAUCGGUGGAGGAGGAAAAGUACCAGUCCAGAAUCCCCCGGCUGGGCAGCAGCAAGCACGACUUGUCAUCGCUCCACUCAGGCAGCGACGAGAGCCUCCACGGACAGCCCAAGUCAAGGUCGCACUCAAUGGAGAAGCUGCGCCAGUCGCCCCGACCACGCAGCUCGACACCGCCCCGCGACCCCUCGCCCCGAACGAGGGCGAAGGUACACACAGUACAGUCCCCAUCGUAUUCUAUGAAGAGCUCCUUCCGAAGGAGCUGGAGCGGCACCAGCCCCCCCACGGUUGGUUCCGAGGCGAAACCCUCGCCGGAACCCGGCACAGACUCUCAGGGCAAGGGCCUGCCUAGGCUCAAAACCCUCCCCACGGACUUUGCCACGGUCGUCAUCCCCAACAGUGAGAGCUCCGAGCUAGAGGACCUGACGGAUAUGUCCCCUCUCGUUACAGAUGCAACCGAGAAGGAGGGCCAACACGGCAUUGGGAAGAUUGGGCGCACGUUGGAGAAUAUCGCCAGCGCCUUUCGAACCCCACGCACAAGCGCCAAGUCAAACAAAGACGACGCGGAACCCCUCCUGGACAUGGAAGAGGGGGAGGGCAAGGGCGCGGCGUCACAAUCUGACUCAAAGACACUGACCCAGCUCACCCACUCGAGUUCAGGAACCCUCACAGAGGUCACCCCCCUCCCCACCCCCGACCAGGCUGUAGAUAGACACUUAGACAUGAAGAACCCUUCAGACAGUUCCCUGUGGAGAAAGAGAAAACACAUUCCUUCUGUGUCGGAUGACAGUCCCGCUGGAGAGAAGGACGAUUCUGGCCCUCAGGCCAGACUAGCAGGCGAGAAACCUGGCGCAGUCCAGGACGGAAGGAACGGGAACAGGAGAAACAGGAGCCAGGAGAGAGAACAAGGCGUCGAGGACAAUCGAAGGAACAGAAACGAUAACGAUGGAGCCCUACGGCACGCCGACUCUUACUCCGCCAACAGACCUGCGACGUUGUCGACAGAAAACGAACAGUCCCCGAGCAAACAACAACAACAGGAGAGCUUCGACGACUCUUCAGAGAAGAAGAAGGGGACGAAGUUGACAAGAAGAGAGUCCGGGAGGCAGAAAAGCAGGCUGCCGGUUUUCAGGACUGGAUCAGGAACAGCCCCCGGACAGGAAUCCCCCGCAGGCACCAAGCGACAGAGCCCCGAGAGCACGCCGUUCGGCUCCAAGAAACCGAGCACACUGAGUAUGACGAAGGCUGACCUGGAGUUGAAGGGAAGUGAUGACGAGACAGCAGGGAGUUCGGGACAAGUCAGCAUUACCAUGAACGAGCUGGCUUCCACAGGAGAGACAGUGUUGUAACACUGUUGUAACAUGUGUUGUAACGUUAGUUGACCUUUAUCCGUGGGGUAACCUAUGUCCGUUGUUUUUACAACAGGGUACUGAGGGAUAUUGACGGAUGGUGGUAUCGAACUGCAAUAUUUUGAAAAUACAGUUAUUUCAAACCAUCCUCCGUCGACUUGAUAUCCCUAAAUAUCCUGUUUUUAGAAACAACGGAUAUAGGUUACCCCGCAGCUAGCGUUAACCAAAAUCGAACUGUACAUCAAAUAAUUUGUAUUGUAAAGUUGGGAGUUUUCUUGAACAAGGUUUGACUAUGACAUUCCUGCAUCUUGCCACUUGAUAUCUAUUGAAAAAAAAUCAAGGGAAAAAAAUCUAGCAAAGAUUUCUAUUAACAGUUAUUAGUGAUUGACUUUGGCGUUGUAAUCCGUCAGAGUGACCUUUUGACCUGUUUCAAAUUUUUAUUACAAUAUAAUGUUGCAGUGACUUGUAUUCUCAGAUGACGAUGCAAGAAAAUUAUUAAGACUUUUGCCUUGUGGGGAGGCAUGAGCAACGUAAGACCUGGUAAUCUUCACCUUUGACCUCUAUAGGGGAUGAUGUUGAGUUUGGGGUUGUCUGAUAUUAUUACCCAGAAUUCCUUCUUGCUGGUAAUGUAAAUCUGGGAUUUCAGCAAGAAAAGGUUUCUUGAAAAUUAAUGACAUUUAUGUACAGCAAUCUUUAAUAAUGAUGGCCCUAAAAGGGCAACACUCAAGGAUCUCAGAAUGUAUUCUUUUAACGACUGUACUGUACUUGACCUUGGGGCACUCAGAGCUUUGUGACAUCGAGUCGAACUUGACCUCCAACGUGGAUGCCGACACUCGUGGCACGAUACUUCAGUGUACAGAUCUCUAAUUUAUUGGACUUGCCAGUUGUGUGUACAAACGUUUCGAUGUGCUGUCCUGUAAUAGUGACGAUCAGACGUCUUCUUGCAUGUAAGCCGCAAAAUGCUCUCACGUAAAGCAACGCAGUGUUUGUUGUGCUGUAUGUUAAUAAUGCCCAAUCAUUGUAACCAUGCACAUUUAUACAAAAAAAAAAGAUACAUGGUAUUGAAGGGAAAAGAAAGAAGACAAAAAAAGAGAAAAAAUCCCGUUUUCCCGAAGUUUUCCCGAAGUUGAAGCAAGAAACGUGUAGAAAACUAGGUAAGAGUGAGAACAGCCUAAGGUAACGGAUCUGCUCAGGUGUGUUAGUGAUGACGUUUGUUAUCCAAUCGUGGGAUGUUUCCUCAUUCCAUUGGCAUUGUGACGUUGGUAGGACAUACGUAGUGUACAAAAUGUAGUUCUGAUGGCCACCGUAUGGGAUCAGACAUGGAGAAUUUUGUUCCAGAAAUAUAAUUUAAUUGCAUUGAGUCUUUCCAUGAACCUAUGAGGUACAAAUACACCUUUUAAACAUGUAUUAUAUAAACACGAUGUUGCAAAAAGUUUGUUUCAGGGUAUAGUAACUGUUGUUUUUAACAGAGGAUUUUUGAGAGAAUGCAGUCCCGAAUGUUGUAGUGUUUAUGGCAGCAGGGUCUGCUGAGUUGUUUUUUUCUUCAAUUUUUAGUCACUACAAAUGAAUUUAUUAUGGACAGUUUUUGUCUUUCCUUGAAGGUCAUUAGAGUGACCUUGAAUACAUCAGUGUUACCGAGGAUUGUUAAGUCAUUAGGUUAUUCCGUAGUACAAUGUACAUCAAUUUUACAUGCUACAAAUGUUAACCAUGAUUGUGUCCAAAGGAUAUGGAUUCUAUAGACAAGAAGAAUCUUGAGUUGAAUCUUGAGUAGAAUUGCUGCUUUUGGAAAUUUUGUGAUUUAUCUGUUAAAUUAUAUUCAUAUUUGAAACUUUAUCGAAAUUUACACGUACCACCUUUGAUAUGAUGCAACUUGACGGUUUUAGUUUGUUGGUUUUUAUUCACAUUUUCUUAAUCGAUUUUUGGGAAAACCAGUAUAUGGGAUUGUUUGACAACUGGGCUUCUCCUGAUCAUGUGUUAAUUCUCCCCAGUAGACAUGACUCAAAAACAUUAUUAGUAAAUUGGAGUAGGUAAGGAGAAAUAUAUAGAUGAUCUUCCUUUCGUUGCAGUGGUAUACAAGUAGCCCACUUGAAAACAAGACACCGAGUAUGUUACACUUGUUAUGACACUGAAAUCAGUAUGAAUUAUAGCAGACUGAUUAGAAGUACUUUAUUUGACAGAAAGUGGUCAUCAUAGCUGCAAGUAAACACUGUUCUCAUGUGCACUGUAAAUCACGACAUGUAGGCAUAAGUGUGUGCCCAUGCUGCCCUCCCCCGCUCAGCCACAAAGGUGGUACAGUCCCACCAAUCAGGAGGCAUUGGAGGAAGUAACCCGACCCAUGGCAGCCAUAUGUACUGUUGCUAGGUGACAUGUUGAUGCUGUUUUCUAGUUGGUGUUGUGCAAAAUGAUGCCAGCCGCUUUUGCAAGCCAUGCCCGUGAAUAUCCCGUAGCCAUAGCAACCAAAUUACCAUAGCAACCAUGGAACCCAACUGUUCUGUUGGCAAACUUUUUGCACAACACUGACUACAUAUUAAGUAGCAUCAUCAGUUGCUUGUCUGGGGGGUAUUGGUAAAACUUGAGCCUUUUGGCACAAACUUGUACUGGGGGCAGGGAGACGACUUAGCACAUCUUUGUUGUGGUUGAAAUGUGCCAAGGAGUAAAAAGAAUGUAAUUUGUAUGGCACCAUUUUGUAGUAGACUUCAUUGUGAGAAUCAUCUGAACAAAUCUGACCUGAGUGCUGAAUACCGUUGGAUAAACGUAUUUGACAUUUGUAAGACCACAACUUCAUCUCUUACUUGCUACAUGCAGGAUUUAAUAUACUUCAGUUCAGAUGAUCACACCCCGGCUGCCAUAGAAACAGUUGCUAGGGACUGCCAUAGAAACAGUUGCCUGGGACCGCCCUGAGUUGUGGAAAGGCAGGGGAGUGCAGCAUGCUGCACAAACUGUCACAAUAAACAUCACGUGUACAUGAA